AUGAGACCGCGCACCCUCUCGCACUCCGCCUCUGCGUCCUCCUCGCACGCCCUCGCAUACCCCUCCCAACCCACCCGACCCCCUCUAUUCCGACGCCUCCUCCUCUCCCCUCGCUCCCUCCUCCUCCCCUCCGUUCGCCUCAAAACAUCCCUCUACGCCCUCUCCCUCCUCAUCCUCGGCCUCAUCUUUCUCGCCCUCAACGCCGCGACCUUGUCCUCCACGCACAGUCCGGCAGUCCAUGAAGAAGGAUACAAUACAAUACCUGCCGAAGUAGGGCUGGCGGAUAGUGGCGCUGGGAAGAGCGCUGCGGUGGGGCAAGUGACGAAUGGGGGCAAGGUGGAGAAGGAGGAGGUAUCGCGGAGUUUUGAGGAGCCGGAUUUUGCGCUACUGAGUGGGAAACAGCCGAGUGAGGUGGGGUGUGAUGUGCCAUUAGCGGGGGAGGGGAAUGGGGGGGAUGAGGGCAAGUUGGUGUUUCUGGGGAUAUUCUCGGCGGCUGAUAAGAAGGAUAGGAGGGAUCUAUAUCGCAAAGUCAUCCUACCAGACUUUCCUCCAUCCCUCGUGACCGUCAAAUUCAUCCUCGGUCUCCCCCCAUAUCCGGAGAAGCCCAUCUCGCAAGAGGCGCUAACAAGAACGCAAUUCCUGAGGAAACUGCAGGCGGAGAAUCAGGAACAUGGGGAUAUGGUCAUUCUGCCUGUGGUGGACAAUAUAGAUCUGGGCAAGACGCACGCGUAUUUCAAGUGGGUCGCCAAGGAGUUUGCGGGUAAAGGGAGGGUCAAGGACAGACCACGAUUCGUAAUGAAAGCAGACGACGAUACGAUAUUAGUCAUGCCGAACGUAAUCUCAGCAUUCAAGAAUCUCGACUGUUCAGAGAAUGUGUAUUGGGGCACAUCGGCGGGUUGCUCCCAUUACUUUGGGAACUACUUUAGGGGUCUGGCGUACGCUAUGAGCUGGCCAUUGGUCUCAUGGAUCGGAUCCGCCGAUAUGCCCCCCGCCCACAUUAUCAAAAUAGAAGAUGCGCGCACGGGGCAGUGGUUACGCCACCUCGACCCGGUGACGGAUCCGAUACGCCGGAUCGAUAUGGGCUGGACGAUGGGGGACUAUAAUCAGUUGGAUGUGACGGUGGAGACUGUUGCCUUGCACUGGCUCAAAUGGGACGACUGGGUAUCCGAGCAACACGACCGCCUCCUCGGAAUCUGGGCAGCCGCCGAUCGGCCCUAUACCGCCGAACACGGCGUCGAGCCCCGGUUGAGCAUCGCCAAGGGCAAAAUGACACCGCAGGAGGCGGAAAAGGAGCAUCAGAGGCAAAAGGAGUUGGGGUGGGACGUGAAUGGGAAUUUGGAGAGAUGA
Molecule: messenger RNA, 1347 nt
Organism: Dioszegia hungarica
Lineage: Eukaryota; Fungi; Basidiomycota; Tremellomycetes; Tremellales; Bulleribasidiaceae
Exons: 7
Coding region: 1-1347 (448 amino acids)
Cellular component (GO): membrane
Molecular function (GO): hexosyltransferase activity
Source: RefSeq, a predicted model, not a curated record